Cryptococcus deneoformans JEC21 is the source of this 4634-nucleotide messenger RNA. RefSeq names its product catalase, putative. Gene Ontology annotation, biological process: hydrogen peroxide catabolic process; response to hydrogen peroxide. Gene Ontology annotation, cellular component: mitochondrion; peroxisome; cytoplasm. Bases 3036 to 4532 code for a protein of 498 amino acids. Lineage: Eukaryota; Fungi; Basidiomycota; Tremellomycetes; Tremellales; Cryptococcaceae. The transcript has 13 exons. The record is from RefSeq and is a predicted model, not a curated record. Gene Ontology annotation, molecular function: heme binding; catalase activity.
AUACCUAACCGAGUCUACAUCUUCCGUAUUCUACAGCUUCGCAAUGAUCGUCCUUUCGACAUCACGCAACAUUUACUUUGCCUCUUUGUAAAGGUCCGGGUGCGCGGCCUUGAUGAAAUCAGCAGCCUUCUCACCGACCAUGUACACAACGUUCUGGAUACGGCAAUCGGGGAUAAGAGGGAAGACUGAGGCGUCAGCAACACGGAGGUUCUUGACGCCGUGGACCGAGAGCUCGGGGCUGACGACACCGUGGUCGAUGUCCUUGCUGAUACGAGCAGUUCCGCAGGGAUGGAAACCGGUCUGCGACCUUUCCAGGAUCUGUCGGAUCAUGCCCUCGUCUGAAUUUCGGGGCAUCGGCCAGGGGUAGUCGCCCUCAACAAUGUCCUUCAUGCCCUCGCCGUUUAUGAGAAUAUCGUCAACAAAGCGGACACCUUCCCGAAGGGCGAUGAGGUCAAGGUCGUGCGAGAAGAAGUUGAGGUUGAUGUAAGGCUGCUCGAAGGGGUCGGUCGAGUGGGCGGAGUGGGGAAGUGCCAUUGGAAGGCAUCGGCGAACAUCGGCUGUCACGUUGGGGUCAGCUUUCGUUCCGCGAAUCGCUGUGUAUACGCAAAGGCAGGCUUACGACAAAGUCGAUCUCAAAGUGCGGCUGGCCGUCGGGACCGAAAGGGUCCUUGCCACCGUUCUGCGCCUUAUAAUCGCGAUACUGCUUGUGGUUCUCCAGACGAUUGUCAAUACGAGGGAAGGCGACGAGCUCCAGUAGACCCGAACUGAGGGGUCCAUUGUGAUUCUUCCUGUAGGACGAAAUGGCACCAUCGUGCUCCGCACCCGCGCGAAGGAGGUGAUUAUCGAGGCCAAAACCGUCCUUAAUCUUGAAGACAUGGGACAGGAUAGGGUGGUCCUGAAGGUUCUGGCCGACAUGCUUUGAGUCAACAACGCAUUGGAUGCUGAGAGCCUCGAGGUCGGACUUGAUACCGAUACCGGACAGCAUGAGGAUCUUGGCGGAUUCGUAAACACCCUGAGCAACGAUAACCUCACGGUUGGCGUAGAAAUCGUACUCGCGGUCGUCGGGCCCAAUAACGGUGACACCGACGGCAGUCUUGCCCUCAAAAAUAAUCUUCUUGGAGAUGGUCGAAGAGGCCAAGGUGAUGUUGGGCUUGCCCUCAAGGAACGCAGCCGCAGUAGAUCGGACACCCUUGUAGAUCGAGUUGACACACUUGAAGAGACCCUUCUGGACACCAUUGUAGACGUCCACGGUCAACUCAUGACCCUUGCUCACCCACGCUCUUUCGAGGGCAUCACGCCAAGGCUUCAGCUCGGGGACCAAAUCAGAGUGAGAAAUGUCGACGGGACCACCCUUGUUGCCGAUGCUUUUAAUGUCGUCAGGGAAGAGACCAAGGUCGUCGUGGUAAGUGGUCGACUUGUUGAAGUAUUCCUUGGUGUUUUCCCAGUUCCAAGUGGAACCACCAAACUCCUCCCAGUCGUUGAAGGUUGCGGCCGAACCUCGAACCCAGGUAUAAUAGUUGAGCGCAGUACUGCCGCCCAACACCUUUCCACGGGUGUUAGGCUUCUCGAUACGAGUAUAGUCUGACCCAUGGCCUUCGCCGGGGUGGUGAUGUCGGUGAUCUCGGAAGGGUUGCUGGUUACUAAGUACAGACACGUUUGGGUUCUCGGCAAGACGGCCGGCAACGGUACAACCACCGGCACCACCUCCAAGAACGAUGAAAUCAAAGUUUUUGGGAGCAUCUUUGGGAUGAGUAGCAGCGUGAACCAUAUUGCUGAUGAAUAAUAGUGUAUAAGUGCAAAGACUGUGGGGGGAAUGGGAAAUCCAUCGACCUGGCAUCCCAGCUUUAAUACGACCAUCUUCUAGUUCACUUGACGUCAGCAGGCAGAACUUGGGACGAAAAGCGUUCUAAAAACGUCCUUGCAUACUCUAUCUCGACCUUCGCAAUCUUCGCUCGGAUGCGCCAUGCCCAUUGGGCUAACGGAGCAACAGAUAACCCAGAAAUGUGCACCGCUCGUGUCGAAAAUAACUCGCGAAGGGACAACCCACGCGUCUCGUGCAAGAUUACGAUAUCUCUCGCUCGAAACUUGGAAGCCCGGGCGGCGUACGUCCGUUCAUGUAAAAGAAGAUCCUGUGAUAUUCCCUCGAGCCAAUGCAGAUCCAUCGACCGGCCAUCCCAGUUGUAAUACACCCAUCUCCUAGUUCACUUGACAUUACGGGGUGGAACUUGGGAAGAGAAGCGUUCCCACAAACGUUCUUACAUACUCUCGCUGAAACGCAGCAUGUCCGUGCUGUAAGGGGUCUGGAGCGGUUCAACUCAGUUUUGUGGCGGAAACACCCUCGUCUUAUUUCUCGCUCAUUGACGAAAAAAAGGUCUUGUGAUAUUCCUUCGGCCAAUGCAGAUCCACCGGCAAGGCAUCCCAGUUCUAAUACGGUCAUCUCCUAGCUCUCUUGACAUCACGAAGUGCAGCUUGGGACAAGAAGCGAUCUACAAACGAUUUUCCAUACUCUCGCUCGAUCUUCCCUUAAAUGCAGCAUAUCCACCGGGCUAGGAGAGCAAAGAUAUAGCCCAGAAAUCUGCACUGCUCGUGUCGAAAAUAACUCGCGUGGGGACGACUCUCGCGUCUCGUGCGAGAUUGCGAUAUCUCUCGCUCGAAAGUUGGUAAGCCCGGGCGAUAAGAGGUCUGGAGCGGGUUCAAUUCAGUUUUGUGGCUGAGCACACGCUCGCCUUAGCGUACGUCCGUUCACGUAAAAAAAGGUCCUGUGAUAUUUCUUCGAGCCAAUAUGAUGCGAUAAGGGGUGUGGAGCGGUUCAAUGCAAUUUUGCAGCUGAUAAUCACUCUCGUCUUAACAACGCAAGCCCAUUGACGUCAAGGAAGGGCCUAAGAUAUUUCUUCGAGCCAAUGAUAAUGCCCCUUUAUCAAGACAGCGGUGCGAGAUGGGAUGGAAACGGUCUAUAUUAAACCUGGGUACAUAUUCUCCUUUCAGAACUUUAUUGAAUCACACAUUUGGCGAUUUGACGAAAUCAGCAAUCAAUCAUGACUGAGAAAACACCGACGUACACCCUGUCCGAAGGAUGCCCUAUCGCGGAUGCUACGACCGCCCAGCGUCUGGGCAGUUGCCCCGUUAAGGGCCUGAUGUUGAUGCAGGACACCCAGCUCAUCGAGACUCUGGCCCACUUCAGUAGGGAGCGCAUUCCCGAGCGUACCGUGCAUGCUUCUGCCGUUGGUGCAUGGGGCGAAUUUGAAGUAACUCACGACAAUUCCGACAUCACUUCGGCUGCUUUCCUCAAUGGGAUUGGCAAAAAGUCCAAGGUUCUUAUGCGUAUCUCCACUGUGGGACCGGAGGCUGGCACAGCCGAGACUGUUCGGGAUGUGAGGGGCUGGUCGAUGAAGAUCUUCACUGAAGAGGGCAACCAAGACUUUGUCUUCAACAGCAUUCCGGUGUUCUUCAUCCGAGACCCAAUCAAAUUCCCCUCUGUUAACCGAUCUCACAAGCGUCAUCCCGCAAAGCAUACCGCCGACUCUUCUAUGUUCUGGGACUUUCACAACAACAACCCCGAGGGAACUCAUGCCAUCAUGAUGUAUUUUAGCAAUCGAGGGCUGCCGUAUUCACUAAGGCAAAUCAACUCCUACAGUGGUCACACUUACAAGCUCACCAAAUCGGACGGCUCUUUUGUUUAUGUCAAACUCCACUUCAAAUCCAAUCAAGGUGUCAAGGGCAUGACGCAGGCCGAAGGCGUACGCACUGCCGGCGAAGCACCCGAUUUCCACACGACCGAUAUGUGGGAUGCUAUCGAGCGGGGCGACUACCCUACUUGGACGUUGUAUGCUCAAGUCAUGAAGCCCGAAGAGGCUGAAAACUACCGCUGGAAUAUCUUCGAUAUGACCAAGGUUUGGCCCCACAAAGACUUCCCCCUCAGACCACUUGGUAAAUUGACCCUAAACCGUAACCCCGAAAACUACUUCUCAGACAUUGAGCAGGCUGCCUUUUCGCCAUCGACAAUGGUGCCGGGCGUUGCGCCCUCCGGAGAUCCAAUGCUGCAAGCUAGGAUGUUUGCCUACCCCGAUGCCGCUCGAUACCGCCUCGGUGUCAACUACCAGCAACUUCCGUGCAAUCGGCCCGUCAGUGAGGUUUAUGCGCCCUACCAGCGUGACGGUGCGAUGCGCUACAUGACCAAUUACGGAGGUGAUCCCAAUUAUGUGCGAUCUUCUCUCAAGGAAGUCAACUUCAAGGGUCAAUUGGGCGCAAAAGGCCAUUCCACUGGGGGCAACGAGAAACACAAUGAAUGGGUCGGUCGAGUUGCGGCGUACACAUCCGAGGUAACGGAUGAGGAUUACGUCCAAGCUCGCAUGUUCUGGGAGGUUCUUGGCAAAGCUGGCGACCAAGAGGACUUGAUCACCAAUGUCUCGUGUCAUCUAAGCAAGGCUAUCCCGUCGGUGCAGAAAGGAGCUGUCGAAAUCUUCGCCAAGGUGAAUGUUGAUUUGGCCAAGUCCAUCGAAGACCGUUUGGCUGAGCUCAACAAAGGAAAGUAAAGGGAAAAACAUUUGACAAGGUAAAAGCCAUGUGAGAAGCCUGACAAUGAUACAUAUUUGAAAUGAAUAUUGCGAUGUCACCGUUAUGAAGCAAUCAGUGCG